Molecule: messenger RNA, 2390 nt
Organism: Sesamum indicum (sesame)
Lineage: Eukaryota; Viridiplantae; Streptophyta; Magnoliopsida; Lamiales; Pedaliaceae
Gene: ATSAC1B
Product: Phosphoinositide phosphatase family protein
Biological process (GO): phosphatidylinositol dephosphorylation
Cellular component (GO): endoplasmic reticulum
Molecular function (GO): phosphatidylinositol-4-phosphate phosphatase activity
Source: RefSeq, a predicted model, not a curated record
UUGGGCCUUAGUGUCUUGUUUGAGCAUUUUAGUCCUGGGAAAAAAAAGAAAAAAAGAAACUUUAUUGAUUAGUCCACAGCAUAUUUUGGAGUCCGCCAUGGGAGAGAGCAACCAAAUUCUGCGGCAUUUUCUGUUAAUUCCGUUGUGAGUGUGUCCGCGCAAACCAAUAUACUCCCUUCGUCACGCCUCUCUUCACUUCUCAAACCCCUCAAAUUACUCGACGUCUCCCUCAUUUGACCCAUUCCAUGUCCAAAAACUUUUAAUUAUUAAAUCGGCUUUAGCCAACUUAAAUCAAGAAUUUUGUCGGAUCGUUCUCCCAUUUCGAUUCACUUGCAUUUCUGCUCGUCUCUCCGUAGUACUGAUAUGAUGGACAAGGCAGAUCCUGCCCAGAAGCUGUACAACAAAAUGCGGCUAUGGGAAUUCCCGGAUCAAUACGUGGUGGAACCCACCGAUGGCUCUUCUGCGUCUUUCCUGGCUAUAAGUCGCCUCGAUGGAUCCAUGAGUCAUAUUGAUGAAAUACCGCAAUGCAACUCGCUUCGAGUUCCUAAAAUUCAGACGAUCUACGGUGUGGUCGGGAUGCUCAAGCUUCUGGCGGGGUCAUAUAUAUUAGUGAUAACGGAACGUGAAUGCGUUGGAUCUUAUAUGGGUUACCCCAUCUUCAGAGUUACAUCACUGAAGGUUUUUCCUUGUGAUCAUUCUCUCAAGGGUUCUCCAGAAGAACAGAAAAAGAUGGAGGGCGAGUUUUUUCGCUUGCUAAAUGUUGCAGAGAGGACUCCUGGUUUGUACUUCUCCUAUGAUGUAAAUAUAACUCUGAGUGCUCAACGACUUCAUGAUUUGGGUGAUGAAUCAAAGUUGCUUCCUCUUUGGAGACAAGCAGACCCUCGAUUUCUUUGGAACAACUAUAUGAUGGAAGUACUUAUAGAUAACAAGCUUGAUCCAUACCUUCUCCCUGUUAUGCAAGGCAGUUUUAAUACCUUUCAAGCUGCUAUUGGGAAAGAUAUCCUUGAUGUUGCACUGAUUGCACGAAGAUGCACGAGGAGAACUGGCACGCGAAUGUGGAGAAGAGGAGCUGAUUCCGAUGGUUUUGUUGCAAAUUUCGUGGAAAGUGAACAAAUCAUACAGUUGAAUGGUUACACUGCAUCUUUUGUUCAGGUACGAGGGUCCAUUCCCUUACUGUGGGAUCAGAUAGUUGAUUUGACAUAUAAGCCAAAGUUCGAAAUCGUGAGACCUGAUGAAGCACCUCGAGUAGCUGAGCGACACUUUUUGGAUUUAAGAAAGAAAUAUGGAAAUGUUCUUGCAGUUGAUCUGGUCAACACGCACGGAGGUGAGGGACGCUUGUGUGAAAAGUUUGGUCAGGCAGUGGAACCUAUUGCCAGUGACGAUCUGAGAUAUCUGCAUUUUGAUUUUCAUAAGAUAUGUGGCCAUGUUCAUUUUGAGCGACUUUCCAUUCUUUAUGAUCAAAUUGAGGAUUUUCUCAUUAAAAGCAGGUACCUUUUGUUGAAUGAUAAGGGGGAGAAAGUUGAAGGGCAAGUUGGAAUUGUGCGGACCAAUUGCGUUGACUGCUUGGACCGUACAAAUGUCACUCAGAGCAUGAUUGCUCGUAAAAUGUUGGAAUUUCAACUUCAAAGGCUUGGUGUUUUUGAUGCUGAUGAGACUAUCAGUAAACAUCCAAAUUUUGAUGACAGCUUUAAAGUUUUGUGGGCUAACCAUGGGGAUGACAUAAGCAUCCAGUAUUCUGGUACUCCUGCUCUAAAAGGAGAUUUUGUCAGAUGUGGCCAGAGAACAAUCCAUGGGAUUCUGAAAGAUGGCUGGAAUGCUCUCAUGCGGUACUACUUAAACAACUUCUGUGAUGGAACAAAACAGGAUGCAAUUGAUUUAGUCCAAGGACAUUAUAUUGUUUCUGUUUCUCGGAGCAUGACUCCUACAGCACAGAAAGAUGGCAUUGAGGCUAUUGCGUCCUUUCCACUGGCUUUAGCUCUGAUUAUGACUGGGUUCUUCUUUGCAACUAUGUCACUAAGACGAGUUCGAUAUGACAUGUGGAAUUUAUUAUUUUCAAUCAUGUGGGCAAGCAUGAGUUUGGCUAUAGCAGCCUUUGUGAGGGCCAAUGGUCGCGUUUUCUGUAACCGUCCUCGUCUGCACCAACCUAGGCGUUGAUUUAAAGGUUUUUUCAGCGAUGUUCUAGCCCUCCUGCUGAGGAAGCUCUAUUGUUGAUUUUUUCAUAGCACAUGUAUGAUUCUUUCCUUAUGAAACUGUCAUCUACAAUUUUUUCGUGUCAGCCAACAUAAGUAGCCCCUUCGUGUCAAAAUAUUUCGAUUUUGUUAAACACUGGCGAAUGUAUACCGUUCCCUUCAAUUAUUUAAUUGACACUCAGGUGAUUCUUUUGAUUACUA